GGAGCCGCUGUUUGUGCGCUCGGGGCCGCGCCGGGAGGGCCCGGAGGACCGCGGUGCCAGCGCCCAGCCCGGCCAUGGCCGCGCGCGGGGCCCAGCGGCCCAACGGGCACUCGCAGCCCAGUAAGAUCUGCCAGUUCAAACUGGUGCUGCUGGGAGAGUCGGCCGUGGGCAAGUCCAGCCUGGUGCUGCGCUUCGUCAAGGGCCAGUUCCACGAGUACCAGGAGAGCACCAUCGGCGCGGCGUUCCUGACGCAGUCCGUCUGUCUGGACGACACCACGGUGAAGUUCGAGAUCUGGGACACGGCGGGGCAGGAGCGCUACCACAGCCUGGCCCCCAUGUACUACCGGGGGGCCCAGGCUGCCAUCGUGGUCUACGACAUCACCAACCAGGAGACGUUUGCCCGUGCCCGGGGCUGGGUGAAGGAGCUGCAGCGCCAGGCCAGCCCCAGCAUCGUCAUCGCCCUGGCUGGGAACAAGGCUGACCUGGCCAGCAAGAGGAUGGUGGAGUACGAGGAAGCCCAGGCCUACGCUGAUGACAACAGCCUGCUCUUCAUGGAGACCUCGGCCAAGACAGCCAUGAAUGUCAACGACCUCUUCCUGGCCAUCGCCAAGAAGCUGCCAAAGACGGAGCCGCAGAGCACGAGCGGGGCCGGGGGCCGGGGCCGGGGCGUGGACCUGAGCGAGCAGAGCCCGCAGGGCCGCGGGCAGUGCUGCAGCAACUGAGGGAUCUAUGGGAUCCACUGGGAUCCACUGGGAUCAGAGCUGGGAUC
Melozone crissalis (California towhee) is the source of this 769-nucleotide messenger RNA. RefSeq names its product RAB5B, member RAS oncogene family (gene RAB5B). The coding region runs from base 75 to 722 and encodes 215 amino acids. The record is from RefSeq and is a predicted model, not a curated record. NCBI's taxonomy places the organism in Eukaryota, Metazoa, Chordata, Aves, Passeriformes, Passerellidae. The transcript has 6 exons. Gene Ontology annotation, molecular function: GTPase activity; GTP binding.